GAUCCUGAUUACAAAAUGACAGAUGACCCAAAUGCUGUAUGCCCUUCAUCCUCGAAACCUGUACCAAACCCAGGGAAAUGGGGCAGCUACCUUUGUGAUUCUAACUGGGAACUUAUUAACCUAUCCAUUUAUACCAUGAGAGACAUUCACCCUCAACCAGACUUCAUUCUUUGGACAGGUGAUGACACCCCUCAUGUUGCUGACAAGAACCUUGGUGAGGAUACAGUCCUGAAAAUAAUUGGAAAUGUAACCCAUCUGAUACAAGAGGUGUUUCCAGGUACUAAAGUCUACUCUGCAAUGGGAAAUCAUGACUUUCAUCCAAAGAAUCAAUUUCCUGCUACCUAUCAUAGGAUUUACAACAAAACAGCAGAACUCUGGACACCUUGGAUGAACCCUCAGUCUAUCCUCAGGUUUAAUAAAGGAGCUUUCUACACUGAGAAGCUGCUGAAUCGAACAGACCAGCGUGUUAUUGUCUUAAACACAAAUCUGUACUACACCAGCAAUAAGCUUCAUCCUGGACUCCAUGAUCCCGCUGGUCAGCUCCAAUGGCUUGAUGAAAUACUUUCAAAGGCAAUAGCAUCAAAAGAAAAAGUUUAUAUUAUUGGUCAUAUACCACCAGGCUUUUUUGAAAAGAGGAGAGGAGUAUCCUGGUUUCAAGAGGACUUCAAUGAAAGAUACAUCAAAAUUGUUCAAAAGUAUCACAGUGUAAUAGCUGGUCAGUUCUUUGGACAUCACCAUACUGACAGCUUCAGGAUGUUCUAUAGCAAUUCAGGUUCCCCUUUAGGAGUUAUGUUUAUUGCACCUGGCAUUUCUCCAUGGAAGACAACGUUACCCGGUGUAAAGAAUGGAGCUAACAAUCCAGGGAUGCGAUUAUUUCAAUAUGACACAAAAACAUUGGAAAUUAAGAAUAUGAUGACAUAUUACUUCAAUUUAAGCUAUGCCAACACUGUGACUCCACUCUGGAAACAGGAAUACAAUUUAACAGGGGCGUUUGGAGUUCCAGAUGGUACAUUUCAAUCUAUGCAAAUGGCACUGGAUAAGCUGUGCGAUGAUGAUGAGUAUCUGCAGAAAUAUUAUAAAUACAAUUCUGUCAGUUAUGAUUUAAGCAAAUGUGAUGAGAACUGUAAAAAUGAUCAGAUUUGUGCAAUCAAAGCAGUUGACUUUGUUCAAUAUAAGGAGUGUGUUCGAGGUGAGAGUCCUAAUUGUGCUGCAACAUUGCCUAUCAUUCCAUUACUGCUUCUUUCUGUGUUGCCUCUUCAAUUCUAAUAUUCACCUGAAUGAGGAUUAUAAGAAUGGUUGCCAACCAGCAUAAGGGAAAACUAGCUUGUGGUAAAGCAAUGGUAUGGCCAAUAAAGUAAG
Amblyraja radiata (thorny skate) is the source of this 1359-nucleotide messenger RNA. RefSeq names its product sphingomyelin phosphodiesterase acid like 3B (gene smpdl3b). The record is from RefSeq and is a predicted model, not a curated record. The coding region runs from base 16 to 1266 and encodes 416 amino acids. The transcript is spliced from 7 exons. Gene Ontology annotation, biological process: sphingomyelin catabolic process. Gene Ontology annotation, molecular function: sphingomyelin phosphodiesterase activity. Lineage: Eukaryota; Metazoa; Chordata; Chondrichthyes; Rajiformes; Rajidae.